AUGGCGGACUCUAUUCAUCCCCUUUUGUUCUGCAAGCACUGCGAGGUCAGUGGACAUGACGUUGUCUACUGCCAUCGUCUUUUUGAAGACUUGACUGCUUUUGCCCAACCCGUUGGCGUCGACACGGGAUACCACACCCAGGGCUCGACUUCUGCCAAUGAGAAGCCCUACCGUAUUGCGCGCUGGGGUGAAGGAAGAAAGAGGAUGCACAAAAAGCAGACGGGAAGCUUCGCUAACGACGCCAACCUCAAUCCAGCUGAGGCCCAGAAGCUCGCAUUCUACCUCGAACAACACCGACGUUACUGGCACUGGUGCCGUGCUUUGUGGGCCGGGCCGUGCCGGCGGCCAGAGUAG
Messenger RNA from Penicillium concentricum, 354 nucleotides. RefSeq lists its product as uncharacterized. Lineage: Eukaryota; Fungi; Ascomycota; Eurotiomycetes; Eurotiales; Aspergillaceae. The transcript is spliced from 4 exons. Bases 1 to 354 code for a protein of 117 amino acids. The record is from RefSeq and is a predicted model, not a curated record.